Molecule: messenger RNA, 894 nt
Organism: Colletotrichum tamarilloi
Lineage: Eukaryota; Fungi; Ascomycota; Sordariomycetes; Glomerellales; Glomerellaceae
Exons: 1
Coding region: 1-894 (297 amino acids)
Source: RefSeq, a predicted model, not a curated record
AUGUUGGACAGACUACCCCCCGAGCUUGUUGGUAUCAUCUUUAACGAUUGUGACCGUCCAACACGGAUACGCGUCUUGCAGUGCUCCCAGGGGUUUCGGAAAGCCUUCAGACCACGGAUUUAUCGGCACAACGUUCUGUCAGAACGCUGUUCUGCUGCUCGAUGGGCAGUGAUUCACUGCCGUGAUGAUGCCGUGGCAUUCCGCGUAGUCGAGGCAUCGGUGUAUGCUGGGAUGGAUGUUUGGGCCCCGCAGUUCGCCAUCACGCUGGCCGACAUGUUCUCAGUGCGGUUUGUAUCGAAGCUUUCACGAAUUCUGGGUCAGUCUGCUGCUAGCCUGUCCCCAUUUGCCGUCGCCGUUCUCAAGCGAAGAGAGGAACUCGUCACGUCUAUUCUUAGCAUGACGAGUGCAACGGAAUGGCACUGGGACAAGUUGCUUGCUCCAGAUAUCACGACGUAUCUGGGAAAGUUGACAGGAGAUCAGCCGUCAUCAAGUAGCCAACUUACGCCUCUUCAUAUUGCCUCCGCCACCGGUCUGGACGCUGUCGUCAAGCGGAUCCUCGGGAAAACGGCACCGGGGGUGGUCUCGAAAGAGGCGCGUGGCCCUACCCCGCUGUCCUAUGCGGUACAGUGCCCGCUUGCACGUAGUUCAACCAUCCGACUACUCCUUCGACAACAGACCGAUGUUUAUGGCAGGAUAGCCCCCGAGAACCACGCGGACCGCCUCUUGGAACACUGUUGCCGAAAUGGCCUAUUUCGCCUUGCCGCAUGUUUCCUUGAACGUGAAGUACGAUGUGACCUGCAACAUCUCCUUCGCUUGGCUCUUCUGGCUCCCCCGGUGUCUCUUCCGGGGAGAUCCAGCUCCGAUAGAGACGUCUUGAUUCGGAGGCUGAUUUGA